Alnus glutinosa is the source of this 1316-nucleotide messenger RNA. RefSeq names its product dolichol-phosphate mannosyltransferase subunit 1. The transcript is spliced from 9 exons. The record is from RefSeq and is a predicted model, not a curated record. Bases 16 to 921 code for a protein of 301 amino acids. Gene Ontology annotation, biological process: protein O-linked glycosylation via mannose; GPI anchor biosynthetic process. Gene Ontology annotation, molecular function: dolichyl-phosphate beta-D-mannosyltransferase activity. NCBI's taxonomy places the organism in Eukaryota, Viridiplantae, Streptophyta, Magnoliopsida, Fagales, Betulaceae. Gene Ontology annotation, cellular component: endoplasmic reticulum membrane.
GAGAGGGCCGUGCUUAUGCAGGGAUCGGAGUUCGCCCGAGCCAGCCCAACCUCAAGCGCAACCAACAAGGGCUCAGCCCAAAAGGUUUACAACACGGUUUGCGUACGCCGAGCCAACUCGGCUCUACAAUCUUGGCCUAUGGCGCAGAGCCGAACUUUCAAAGUCAUUCCGAACUCGAAUCAGAAAGAAAAAAAGAAGCACAGAAUGGCGGAGAGAAACAAGUACAGCAUAAUUAUCCCGACCUACAACGAACGCCUCAAUAUUGCCCUCGUGGUGUACCUCGUCUUCAAGCAUCUCCGGGAUGUUGAUUUUGAAAUAAUUGUUGUGGACGAUGGGAGUCCUGAUGGGACUCAAGAAGUUGUAAAACAAUUACAGCAAGUAUAUGGUGAAGAUCGCAUUCUUUUGAGAGCUAGACCUAAGAAGCUUGGGUUAGGAACGGCUUACUCUCAUGGUCUUAAGCAUGCAUCUGGAAAUUUUGUUGUAAUCAUGGAUGCUGAUCUAUCACACCAUCCUAAGUACUUGCCAAGCUUCAUCAAGAAACAGUUGGAGACUGGUGCAAGUAUAGUCACUGGAACCCGCUAUGUUAACGGUGGUGGUGUUCAUGGAUGGAAUCUUAUGCGCAAGCUAACAAGUAGGGGAGCCAAUGUUCUUGCACAAACACUUCUAUGGCCUGGUGUAUCAGAUUUGACUGGAUCUUUCCGGCUUUAUAGGAAAUCAGUUCUUGAAGAUAUCAUUAGAUCCUGUGUGAGCAAGGGAUAUGUCUUUCAAAUGGAGAUGAUUGUUCGGGCUUCUAGAAAAGGCUACCAUAUUGAAGAGGUUCCAAUUACAUUUGUUGAUAGAGUAUACGGAAGUUCAAAGCUUGGAGGAUCUGAAAUUGUGGAAUAUCUGAAAGGCCUUGCAUAUCUAUUGGUAACAACAUAAAAUGAAACAGAAAUGACAAGCCAGUGAUCAUCUUUUUCAUUUUGUGCACAAGUCAUGUAACGUUUUUCGCUCUAUAAUUCAUCUUUUUGUUUAUGAAUUUUGAUAGGCUUUAUCAUACAAACAAUUAAGAUUCUCAAUUGGGUCUAACAGCAGAUUAGCACAUUGGCUCUUGUGUUAUGAGUUGCUUCUUUUUUAGUAAGAUUUACUUCUGAUGGCAGUUUGAGUUGUCUGGUCACAGAUUAAAGUUCAUAUUUUUGUAUGUCCGACAGUUACCUAGAACACUGAUUGUUGUGGUACUUGGAACUAGAAUGUGUACAUAGGGCACCACUUUCCAUGGGACGUGGAUUGUGGUUUGCUAUGGUUUUAAUGAAUUGUGGUAACUCUGGACUUUGUCA